This is a messenger RNA of Austrofundulus limnaeus, 954 nucleotides long. RefSeq names its product serine incorporator 2. NCBI's taxonomy places the organism in Eukaryota, Metazoa, Chordata, Actinopteri, Cyprinodontiformes, Rivulidae. Gene Ontology annotation, cellular component: membrane. The record is from RefSeq and is a predicted model, not a curated record.
UUCGACAGGAAUUGACGUCGCCAUCUUGGGUCUGUUUCUUCCUGAAAGUUUUCAAUCUUUUGACGGUUUUUAAAACUGUUUUGUUCAAGAAACAAACAUGGGAGCGUGUUUGGCUCUAGGGUCUCUCGGCAGCUGUGCSUCCUGUCUGUGUGGCUCCGCCUCCUGCCUCCUGUCCUCAUGCUGCCCCUCCACAUACAACUCCACCAUCAGCCGGCUGGCCUUCUCCUUCCUGCUGGUGCUGGGAACUCUGGUGUCCAUCAUCAUGAUCCUCCCAGGAAUGGAGGAACAUCUGAAGAAGAUCCCAGGUUUCUGUGUGGGUGGCAGCAGUAUACCUGGCAUACAGAACCAUGUCAACUGUGAUGUCAUGGUGGGCUAUAAGUCCGUUUAUCGCAUGUGCUUCGCCAUGGCCUGCUUCUUCUUCCUCUUCUCCAUCAUCAUGAUCAGAGUGCGCAGCAGCAAGGACCCGCGAGCUGCCCUGCAGAACGGAUUCUGGUUCUUCAAGUUUCUGGCGCUGGUUGGUAUAACUGUGGGAGCGUUCUUCAUUCCAGACGGCACCUUUAAUACAGUGUGGUAUUACUUUGGUGUGGUGGGAUCCUUCAUCUUCAUCAUCAUCCAGCUCAUCCUGCUGGUGGACUUUGCUCAUUCCUGGAACCAGUCCUGGCUGGAGAAGGCAGAGAACCAGCUCUACUGUCCUUCACUUUCAUCCACUAUGCCUUGGCUUUCACUGCUGUUGUGCUCUUCUACGUGUUUUACACCACACCGGAUAACUGCACAGAGCACAAGGUCUUCAUCAGCCUCAACUUCAUCUUCUGCAUUGCUGUUUCCAUCGUGUCUAUCCUGCCUAAAGUUCAGGUAAUGCACCCUCACACCAAUGAUAGACGAGUUAAAGAGGGGAAAAGCUCUGCUCUGAUGUGGACGAUGUUCUUCAUGAAAUGACAUGAACUAUUUUUUUCC